Ogataea haglerorum is the source of this 1650-nucleotide messenger RNA. RefSeq lists its product as uncharacterized. The record is from RefSeq and is a predicted model, not a curated record. Bases 1 to 1650 code for a protein of 549 amino acids. NCBI's taxonomy places the organism in Eukaryota, Fungi, Ascomycota, Pichiomycetes, Pichiales, Pichiaceae. The transcript is spliced from 2 exons.
AUGGACGGGCGCAAUUUAGACGGGUCGCGCGGCUCCAGGUCGAAGAACCUGGUCCUCUGUUUCGACGGGACGGCGAACAGAAAGGACAUCCGGACAGGGUUCGGGGAGUUUCACGACGGCGGCUGGUUUUGCUCCUCGGUCGAGAACGUCAAGUCCGAUCUCGACGAGCUGGUAGCCUUCUCGGUCGAUUAUCACGUGAUAGAGGCAUACACGUAUCUGAUGCGGUACUAUGUGGACGGCGACCGGGUCUAUCUGUUUGGCUUCAGCCGCGGAUCUUUCAUUGCCAGGAUACUUGCCGGGAUGAUCGAGCGCAUUGGGCUGCUGAACCAGGGAUUGGAAGUGAUGGUUAGCACUGCCUGGGAGAUCUACAAAAAAUGGGAGCAGCACGGCCAGCCGAUCGGCAGAGAAUGGACAAACUCUAGUGCCAGUGUCUUCAAAAAGACGUUCUGCCGGGAGAAGGUGAUCAUCAAGUUCAUGGGGCUGUGGGAUUCCGUCAACUCGUGCGGGAUCUUUCGAGACAGGCUGUUUCCGUUCACCUCCAUUUCGCACCAUGUUGAACAUAUAAGACAUGCGGUGAGUAUAGACGAGCGAAGAGCGAAGUUCAAGCAGAACCUGUUUCUUCCUCAUUCCUACUUGCCGUCCUUGUUCAACCUCCAGUGCAUUGACCAGGACGCCCAGGAUUCCAGCGUUUACUCAGAUUCCGCCAGCGAGCUCGAUAACCUAUUGCAUCUCGAGCCAGACUACGUUAAUAGAACCCACGCUUAUGCCAAUCGUCCUGCUCCCACGUCUAACGACCUGGUAGAACUGUGGUUUCCUGGCGACCACAGCGAUGUGGGUGGUGGAUGGGCCAACGACAUUGACGGCCAUUCAAUAUCAAAUCUCCCGUUUCGGUGGAUUUUGGCAUCUGCAAUAGAAAUGGGCGUGCUCUUCAAGAAGCACGCUGUAUACGAAUUUGCAACUAAAUUCACUAACUUGGAUAGUUUAUUGUCGUGCAACCAUGAUUGUCUACAAUUGAUAAGAAAUAGCUCGAAGCUUCAUGAUGAGUCAGAAGUCAUUGCAGUACAUCCACCGGCUGUUUCGCACAACAACUCAUUCAAUUCCAGCAUAGUUACUGCUCAGAGCGAGGAUCUCUUCCACCAGCCAGGUAAAAAUGUAUCACAGAUCCCCCCUCACCCGGUGUCUAGAUUUGUUGGCCGAGGAACGGAUACCGUCUUGAAGUGCCUUUUCUGGUGGAUGGUGGAGGUCUUGCCCGUUGGGUAUUUCAUUGAAAACAGAAACGGGAAGUGGAGGAGAAUUUACUACCCGAAUCUGGGACGAACAAGAAACCUUCCCCGAAACGCCAGACUUCAUUGGACUGCUCUAUGGCGGACCAGGCUGGUCAGAGACUACGAACCAAAAAACCUCCCCGAAUUUUACAGGCCGUUGUUCGAUCAGGUCAAGGCGGAGAACGAAGGCAGAAGUCUUAGCGAAGACGAAGACGUGUGCGACUGUCAAGUCCUCACUAACGAGAACUUGAUAGACCGCACAACAGGAGAGAUCAAGCAAGACUGUUUAGUCUGUGAACACAGCAAAAAAACUCGGAUAGAUAUACGCUGGGACGAGUUCCCAGACGAUCUAUCCAAGUGGCUCGAGAAAGACCCCAACUUAUAG